Besnoitia besnoiti is the source of this 405-nucleotide messenger RNA. RefSeq lists its product as uncharacterized. The record is from RefSeq and is a predicted model, not a curated record. Bases 1 to 405 code for a protein of 134 amino acids. The transcript is spliced from 2 exons. Lineage: Eukaryota; Apicomplexa; Conoidasida; Eucoccidiorida; Sarcocystidae.
AUGGUGCGCGUGCCAAGAUACCCCGCUUCUCCGGUCCAGGAGAUCUUCUUGCCGGAGCCCGUCCCGUUUGUUCAAUUCGACGCGAGCACGCCGUCGCCGAGCAAACCCCCGGCGCCCUUGCCAGCCCCCAACAUUGCGCAGUGCGAGGGAGAGAAAGAUCGUUUCCGAGACAUCUGGAGUAUGUACAACCGUGGAAUCGCGGGAUCCCAGCAGGUUCGGGAAGCCUACUCCAGCAUGACCAAGUGCUUCGAGCGCGUCUCCGUGUGGGAGGCGAUUGAAAGCGAUCCCGCGCUCCGCCAAGCUCAGAACUUCACUAUGGACAAGAAGGAUGCCGAGGCAGACCAGCGCUACAAGCAGUUGCAAUACGGAAAAGUCCCCAGCAUCCUGACAAAGUACCAUUUGUAG